This is a messenger RNA of Lottia gigantea (owl limpet), 645 nucleotides long. RefSeq lists its product as hypothetical. The annotation marks the transcript as partial. The transcript is spliced from 10 exons. The record is from RefSeq and is a predicted model, not a curated record. Lineage: Eukaryota; Metazoa; Mollusca; Gastropoda; Lottiidae.
AUAACUCUAUCUGUAAUAUUGAUUACAGUUUGUAUUGUAAUGAUAGGAUUGAUUACAGUUUUCAUUAUAACUCUAUCUGUAAUAUUAAUUACAGUUUGUAUUGUAAUAAUAGGAUUGAUUACAGUUUUCAUUAUAACUCUAUCUGUAAUAUUAAUUACAGUUUGUAUUAUAACUCUAUCUGUAAUAUUGAUUACAGUUUGUAUUGUAAUGAUAGGAUUGAUUACAGUUUUCAUUAUAACUCUAUCUGUAAUAUUAAUUACAGUUUGUAUUAUAACUCUAUCUGUAAUAUUAAUCACAGUUUGUAUUGUAAUAAUAGGAUUGAUUACAGUUUUCAUUAUAACUCUAUCUGUAAUAUUAAUCACAGUUUGUAUUGUAAUAAUAGGAUUGAUUACAGUUUUCAUUGUAAUAAUGAGAGAGAACUCCGUUUUUUUUACUGUAAUAUAUAUUAUAACUCUAUCUGUAAUAUUAAUCACAGUUUGUAUUGUAAUAAUAGGAUUGAUUACAGUUUUCAUUGUAAUAAUGAGAGAGAACUCCGUUUUGUUUACUGUAAUAUAUAUUAUAACUCUAUCUGUAAUAUUAAUCACAGUUUGUAUUAUAACUCUAUCUGUAAUAUUAAUCACAGUUUGUAUUGUAAUAAUGAGAUAG